Molecule: messenger RNA, 2572 nt
Organism: Caretta caretta (loggerhead turtle)
Lineage: Eukaryota; Metazoa; Chordata; Testudines; Cheloniidae
Product: transmembrane 4 L6 family member 1-like
Cellular component (GO): membrane
Source: RefSeq, a predicted model, not a curated record
UACAAUGUGCACUGGAAAGUGUUCAAAGUGCAUUGGGGUCAUUUUAUUCCCAUUAGCUGUAUGUGCCAUAAUCUCCAAUCUUCUCCUGUACUUCCCCAAUGGAAAUGUUAUAGAGCCCGACAAGAUAACUGAUUUGGUCUGGUUUUUCCAUGGCAUUCUUGGAGCUGGGAUACUGGUUAUUUUGCCAGCAUUUAUGAUGCUGGGUGCAGGUGGAGCUGGAUGUUGUGCUAACAGAUGUGGGAUGCUGCUCUCUGUGUUGCUGGCUGUGCUGGGAGCUGCAGGAGGGGUAUACUGUAUGGUCAUCUCAUCCUUGGGACUGAUUAGUGGGCCUCUUUGUGACACCGGUGAUGGAGUAUAUAUCUACCCUUUCCGGAAUGACACACUGACAGACAAUUAUUUGUUUAAUCAGACAACAUGGAGCAUUUGCAAAGAACCUGAAAACAUUAUUAUGUGGAAUAUUGUCUUGUUUUCUCUUCUGUUGGGGAUUGGUACAAUUGAAGCUUUUCUUUGCUUUAUUCAAGUCAUCAAUGGACUUAUUGGAUUCAUAUGUGGCACAUGCAUGAGGAAAAGAAAGACACAUAUUGCUGGAAUGUAAAUCACCUACAAAGAAUGCUAGUGACAAGCAUAGACCUGCGGGGAUUCAUGUAUAAUCAUAAUGUGUUGUGCUGUAUUUGUGGGGACAGAGGGACCCCAAGAUGUUCAGGAGUUUCAAAACAACUCCAGAACAUUUUAUAAAGAUAUCUGGAUGGGAGGGGGUGGAUUAACUAGAACUUUUGAGGUCACAGAUUCUUUUUUGUCUCCUCUAAGAACCCAGGCUAAGUCUCUGGUACUGGCAACAUGAUGCUGUCUAUUCAAGAGCGCCUGGCAUAUAUAAACAUUCAAUCACAAACAUUCUCCAAUUAAAAUUCACUGCUUACCCCGCAAGUGCUGCCCUGUGUAGCAAGCAUGUCACUUUGAAGUUCUGACCGUUGUGUAUGGAAACCUGGACUGAAUGUAAUCAUUGCUAAUAUAAAGAUUUAUCAGCUGUACUGAACUCAUCCAUGCUGGUUGGAUGUCUAAAGAUGCUCAUUAAUGCUCCCCAAACCCUGUCCUGGCCCUGUGUAAAACUGGAAUGGAUUCUCUGGCAAUGCUCUAUCUAUGUUUGCAGUGUUGUUGUAAUCGUGUCGGUCCCAGUAUAUGAGAGAGACAAGGUGGGUGAGGUAAUAUCUUUUAUUGGACCAACUUCAGUUGGUGAGGGACACAAGCUUUCGAGCGUACACAGAGCUCAUCUUCAGGUCAUGCUCUGUCUAUUUCUAUCCCUUUGGUACGUAAGCACUGGUCUUCAGUCAAUACCGGGCUCAGAAAGGAUAUUUUCAGGACCUAGCAGUAGCGAUGUUGCUUAAUUAGGGCCAAUAUUUGUAGCACUGUGGAGGCCCGGUGUAGCAGGCAGCUGGCCAGUUUCUAACCUGCUUUAACCUCUGUGGAGCCAGCCUCCACUCACACUUCUGUGGGUGCUGUAGGAGGCUGUGGUGGUCUGUAAAGUGCCAAUGCUGCACUGAAAAUCAGCACUUCAAAGGUAAUAAUGUUGCACAUUGGUAACCCUGGAGAUGCAUUUGCCCCAACAUGCAAGGCAUGUUAUGUAGUAACCAACUAGCCAAUAACUAGCCUUAUUGAACUAUAAGGAGGAAAAAAAAUUCAGACUCAUUUCCAGGGGAAUCUGAUAUGCACAUCCUAGUGUAGAACAUAUUCAUAUUCAGUAUUUAAUUUUUUUAAAUUGCACUUCUGAUCAUUCUUGUGCACGCUUUUCUGAGAAACUGAAGCUAGCCCUGAGAGGCACCAAAUGGCAUCAUUCUCAGUGCUACAGCAAGCAAUGAUCCCACAAAGUGCUGAGUGUGAGAUCAAGCCCUAAAUGCUAAAUCCAUGUGAUUGGUAAAUUCCAGAAAGUCUGUGAAUUCUUUGUCAUUUUAUUGGCCACUUCAAAGGCUAAUUCCUACAAUUGUCACUGAUUCUUCUGCUUAAGACAAAAAGUAGUAAGAUAUUUUACAUAUAUAUCAGAAGCUCUUCAAAACUGCCUAACUGUAAAGUUAGGUUACUUUGGAUCUGUUUUGCAAAAGGAGAAACCUUUGUUUCCUCUUUCAAAAAUGUUUUUUGACUACUGCAUUUGAUCACACAAAUGGACAUUUUUCCCUGUCCCCUUGGGAAUUUUCACACAGAAGUAUCCGGUCACUCAUGCUGUCACCUGAUAUAUGCAUGCAGAUCCCUCAUUCGAACAAAUAAAUGUCGGUUAUGUUCAGGCAACAGGUGUAUUUUAGGGGGUGCAGCUUAAGCACCAAUAUUUACAUUUUUGCCCAUCAUGUUUUAAAGCAUAUUCUCUUAAAUAAAAGCAAGAGAGAAAUACACAGGUUGGCCAAGGUUUUCAAAUACUAAUAAAGGAUGUGGAUGCAUCCAAAUCCCGUAAGUGGCUCCAAAAGUUCCAGCUGUUCUAUACAGUGAAGUAUGCAAGGGGCUAUGAUCAGAGAGGAGGUUUACAGUACUACUGUCCCUUUUACUGCAGCAAUCUUUUUAUUUUAAAACUGAUGAAAAGUGAAAUAAA